AUGCUUCAAAGGGAUCCACGGAAACGGCGUGUCAAACCUGUUCAAAAACAUUUGAUACAAAUAGAUUUUGGGGGCUUAGAUGACAGUGAUGAUGACAGUGAUUUUGAAGUGGAAAAACAUGUAAAAGGGUCGGAUUCUGGUAGUGAUAUAUCCAUAAAGGAAGAAGAGGAAGAUGGUGAUACAGAUAAAAGUGUUUCUGGUUCUGAGCUGAAGUACUCAGGAGCUACCCAUGAACCCAGUGAUGAUGAUGAUGAUGAGGAGGAGGAGGAUGAAGAUGAUGAGGAAGAUGACUCUGCGACACUCAGUUCCUUGUUAGGCAUACCAUCAGCUGAGAAAGUGAAGCCCAUCAACACCAAUAUCUUUACAGAAAAAUCCUUCCAUAAGUGUCCAGAUUCACAAAUUGAUCCUCUUCAAACUACUCCAGUAACGCCAUCAGCCACUCCUAUCCCUACCAAAGCUGGUCAGAUUAAAGUGCUUAUCUGUUGUGUAUGCUUAGGUGAUAUUAGUGAAGAAGAUGAUGAAAUUGUUGAAUGUGAUAAUUGUGGAGUCUCUGUCCAUGAAGGUUGUUAUGGGAUCAGUGAUAAUCAGUCAGCAGCCAGCACAGAAUCUUCAGCAAGUACUGAGCCAUGGUUUUGUGAUGCUUGCAAAGCAGGGGUCAAACCUGUAAGUAGGAUUUAA
This is a messenger RNA of Acanthosepion pharaonis, 678 nucleotides long. Lineage: Eukaryota; Metazoa; Mollusca; Cephalopoda; Sepiida; Sepiidae. The record is from the annotation of a GenBank genome assembly.